AUGGCUCCUCCAAAGAAGAGUGUUAAAAUGGAUCUGAAUUCGUUCCUGAACGACGAGUCGUUCGGAGAAUCGUGGGCCGAAGAGGAAGUUGAUUUGGAAAAGAUCAACAUCCCAAUCAACAGCGUCAAGCCUUCGAACACGAUCCCCUUAGAAGGGUUGACAUCGAUGAAAGGGUCUAGAUUGGACCCUGCCCUCGCCCCUGAAAAGAGAGAGCGUGUUGAGUACCCAGUGCCAGAUUACCCACCAUACCGUGCCAUGAUUAGCAAUGUGCCAUGGGACGUUUCUGAAGAAGGUAUCAGAGCGUGGGUCGAAGACGGACUAGACAAGCAGGGCGCUGUGACCGAGCUGGCCGCGCCAAGAGAUUUCAACGAGCCCUCGCGUCUCAAGGGUUUUGCGUUCGUGACGUUUGCCGAGCGCAGCGAUCUAGAAGCUGCUCUCAGAUUUAAUGCUACCAAAUUGAACGAGCGCACUGUUUUCGUGUCUGUCGCUGCUCCUCAGAGGGGUCGUGGUGGAGAUGGAGGCUUUGAAGACAUCAACUGGGAAUCUGCCAGAGGUUCCAACUACCAAUCUGGCAGACCUAGAGGAGAAGAAGUCGAUUUGGACUGGGGUAGUAUGAGAGGAUCUGCGUUCCAACCUGCCAGGCCCAGAAGAGAAGAGCCAGACCUUGACUGGGGCUCUAUGAGAGGCGCUCAGUUCAGACCUCAAAGAGAGAGAAAGCCUAGAGAAGACGAACCUGAGCUUGACUGGGGUGCCAUGAGAGGGUCUCAAUUUCAAGCUCAAAGGGAGAGAAAGCCUCGUGCACCAGAGCCAGAAUUGGACUGGGGUGCCGUGAGGGGCGCUAACGCUCCACAAAGACCAAUAAGAACUGAAAGAAAACCAAGAGAUGAGCCACAACUCGACUGGGGUGGAGCAAGAGGCUCCAAAUUUGGGCAAAGUGCAGCCCCAAGAAGACCCGCUAAGCAAGCCAGUCAGACGGUGAAUGCCCAGGAAUCUCCAAAGAUUCAAAAGUCGUCUUUUGCUGUUUUGUCUACUGAAGACGAUGAUGAAACCGAGCAAGAUAAAAGUGAAACUUCUCAAAAGGCUACUAAUCCAAGCUCCGAUGACGUGGAAGGGCUUGAAAAAGCUACUGCUAAUCUUUCUGUGCAUAACGAUGAUGGCAACUGGGAAACUGUGGGUAAGAAAUGA
Messenger RNA from Lachancea mirantina, 1185 nucleotides. NCBI's taxonomy places the organism in Eukaryota, Fungi, Ascomycota, Saccharomycetes, Saccharomycetales, Saccharomycetaceae. The record is from the annotation of a GenBank genome assembly.